Acaulospora morrowiae is the source of this 651-nucleotide messenger RNA. The record is from the annotation of a GenBank genome assembly. NCBI's taxonomy places the organism in Eukaryota, Fungi, Glomeromycota, Glomeromycetes, Diversisporales, Acaulosporaceae.
AUGAAUUAUUUAGAGUCAGAAACAGCGAGUAUGGAGGACAGAACCAAAGUUGCACUGACUUUAAAUACCAAUAUUUCAGUUGAGACACAGAUACCUUCCUUCCGCCGAACAACGAUGCAGAACGUGCGUCAGUCGUGGGUUUCUACCAGACCUCCCUCGAUACCAGAGGCCGAAAGCAUGAACAUUCAACCAACAGCCAUUCUUGAAAAGAACAUGCCUACCGCCAAGUCUCGGUUAUCAAUUAUCAUUCAGAAGGGUACACCGAAAAAAGUGGUCUCUGCUAGGCGUGAUAGCGGGUUCUUGGGUUCUCCUACAGCCGUUAAUGAAUCUUACGACUUGGAGAAUUAUGUGGAUGCACUGUCAUCUCCUCAAUCUCUAUUGUUAAAUCGACCAAUUUCAAAUAUCUCUUCAUCCACAUGUUCAGAACUUUCAGAUUUUUCACAUUCUCCCUCGUCCUCGCUCGUGUCGGGAUCCAUUGGUACCAACAAUCAAGAUAAUAGUAGCAUAUCUGAUAAUAUGUCGAUGAGUAGUACUUCGCCUACGCCAAGUUUAGUCCGUCAUCGAUACUCCGUUCCGACUGAAUCAGAAAGUACGAGUCCUCGUCAGGAUGACGCGACCCCGCGACGUGCAUCAAUGCCUUUCUUAUCUCAU